AUGCUCGAUAUUCUCUUCUUACUCGUAUCACUAUUUUGCGCGCUUAUUCUACUCGUUUAUAAACUCAAAAAAUCUGGAUUUUUCGACAACGUUGAAGUCACCGUAAGCAACAAACCACCGAUUUUAAAUCAGUCAAUUGUUAUCUUUUAUAAGCGUCAUGUUGGUGCGUACAAACACGCAGCGAGCGUUUUCAAAGAGGUUUCUGCGUUGACUCCAUCGAAUGCGAUCACAUUUGGGAUUUAUUACGAUGAUCCAGAGCUGGUCAAGCCGCAUCUCCUACAAUCGGCCAUUGGUGUUGUGUAUGGAGUAAAUGGAACUGAUUUAUACCCAGCCAAUUAUGCGGAACAAUUGACACGUUGGGGUUAUGAAAGAAUGACCGUACCGGCCGUUCAAAGCGCAGUUGUUGCAACACAGAGGUACGACGGAUUUUUUUCAAUGAUUGCUCUAACGCAGUUCACUUACUCAAAGAUUAAAGCAUAUAUAAAGAUGCAUAAUCUGAAUGCACCAAUUGCUGUUGAAUUUUUCGAGAAUGAUAAAAUUCAUCUGAUAUUACCACUUGAACAACAUGACGAAUUUCUCAUUCCUCAGUUAUUGAGUGUGGAAGAUUUGGAAACGCAGUUAGCUCGCCGUAAAUGGGAUAGCGAUGAGGGUGAAAGCUGUAGUGAAGAUGAUGAGAAUCGUGUUGAUGAGGAUGAUGUUUAUGAUUCACAAUGUAGUGUUGAGAAGGGCACUGAGCAUGUAGCCAGUGAUGCUCUUACAGCGAGCGAUCAUGUUAAAAGUGAAUGA
Anisakis simplex (herring worm) is the source of this 786-nucleotide messenger RNA. The record is from the annotation of a GenBank genome assembly. Lineage: Eukaryota; Metazoa; Nematoda; Chromadorea; Rhabditida; Anisakidae.